GGGAGAGGAGAGCGGGAGGGGGAGCGAGCGGGGGCUAGGGGCGGGGCGCGGUCGUAGCUCCGUUUCCGGUGGCUCGUCGCGCUCGCUCACUCCAGCUGCAGCCACUCUUGCCCGUGGCUGCUUCCUCCAUCCUGGUAUUUUUUGGAGCCUCCAUCCUGGUUCUUCCAAAGUGCCCGGACCCAAAACAGGAAAGUGUUGCAGAGGUAGGAAUAUGGGAGAGAAGCAGUCUGGAUAACAUGAAAGUGAUGCUGGUGUCUAAGGGAAGGCGACUCGAUUCUUUGGGAAGGGCUAUACCUGAUCCAUCUAUUUUCUAGAUUUGAGUAUGAGCACAGUUGAAGAGGAUUCUGACACAGUAACAGUAGAAACUGUGAACUCUGUGACUUUGACUCAAGACACAGACGGGAACCUCAUUCUUCAUUGCCCUCAGAAUGAAGCUGAUGAAAUAGACUCAGAAGAUAGUACUGAACCUCCACAUAAAAGGCUUUGUCUGUCUUCUGAGGAUGAUCAGAGUAUCGAUGGUUCUACUCCUUGCAUAUCAGUUGUUGCACUGCCACUUUCAGAAAAUGAUCAGAGCUUUGAGGUGACCAUGACUGCAACCACAGAAGUGGCAGAUGAUGAGAUUACUGAGGGAACUGUGACACAGAUCCAGAUUCUACAGAAUGAGCAACUAGAUGAAAUAUCUUCCUUGGGUAAUGAGGAAGUUUCAGCAGUUAGCCAAGCAUGGUUUACAACUAAAGAAGAUAAGGAUUCUCUGACCAACAAAGGACAUAAAUGGAAACAGGGGAUGUGGUCUAAGGAAGAAAUUGAUAUUUUGAUGAACAAUAUUGAACGCUAUCUAAAGGCACGCGGAAUAAAAGAUGCUACAGAAAUCAUCUUUGAGAUGUCAAAAGACGAAAGAAAAGAUUUCUACAGGACUAUAGCAUGGGGUCUGAACCGGCCUUUGUUUGCAGUUUAUAGAAGAGUGCUUCGCAUGUAUGAUGACAGAAACCAUGUGGGAAAAUAUACACCUGAAGAAAUUGAAAAGCUCAAGGAGCUCCGGAUAAAGCAUGGCAAUGACUGGGCAACAAUAGGGGCGGCGCUAGGAAGAAGCGCGUCUUCCGUCAAAGAUCGGUGCCGACUGAUGAAGGAUACUUGCAACACAGGGAAGUGGACGGAAGAAGAGGAGAAGAGACUUGCAGAGGUGGUUCAUGAAUUGACAAGCACUGAGCCAGGUGACAUAGUGACACAGGGCGUGUCAUGGGCAGCUGUGGCAGAGCGAGUCGGGACCCGCUCAGAAAAGCAGUGUCGUUCUAAAUGGCUCAACUACCUGAACUGGAAACAGAGUGGAGGUACUGAAUGGACCAAGGAAGAUGAAAUCAAUCUCAUCCUCAGGAUAGCAGAGCUUGAUGUAGCUGAUGAAAAUGACAUCAACUGGGAUCUGUUAGCAGAGGGAUGGAGCAGUGUCCGUUCACCACAAUGGCUUCGAAGUAAAUGGUGGACUAUCAAAAGGCAAAUUGCAAAUCAUAAGGAUGUUUCAUUCCCUGUCUUAAUAAAAGGUCUUAAACAGUUACAUGAGAAUCAAAAAAACAACCCAACGCUUUUGGAGAAUAAAUCAGGAUCUGGAGUUCCAAACAGUAAUUCCAAUUCCAGUGUACAGCAUGUUCAGAUCAGAGUCGCCCGCUUGGAAGACAGUACAGCCCUCUCUCCAAGCCCCAUGACAGCCUUGCAGAUUCCAGUCCAGAUCACCCAUGUCUCUUCAACAGAGUCCCCUGCUGCUACUGUUGACUCGGAAACAAUAACACUAAACAGUGGAACACUACAGGCAUUUGAGAUUCUUCCAUCUUUCCAUUUACAGCCCACUGGCACUCCAGGCACCUACCUGCUUCAGACAAGCUCAAGCCAAGGCCUUCCCCUCACUCUGACGGCUAGUCCCACAGUAACCCUGACGGCUGCCGCACCUGCUUCUCCUGAACAGAUCAUUGUUCACGCUUUAUCCCCAGAACAUUUGUUAAACACAAGUGACAACGUCACGGUGCAGUGUCACACACCACGAGUCAUCAUUCAGACUGUUGCCACAGAAGACAUCACUUCUUCCAUAUCCCAAGCAGAACUGACAGUAGAUAGUGAUAUUCACUCAUCUGAUUUUCCUGAGCCUCCAGAUGCCCUAGAAGCAGACACUUUCCCAGAUGAAAUUCAUCAGCCUAAGAUUACUGUAGAGCCAUCAUUUAAUGAUGCUCAUGUAUCCAAAUUCAGUGACCAAAAUAGCACAGAACUGAUGAAUAGUGUUAUGGUCAGAGCGGAAGGAAUCUCUGACACCGACCUUAAACAAGAGGAGUCAUCUUCUCCUUUAGCCCGUGCUUAUGUUACUGAGGAUCUAGAGUCUCCUACCAUAGAAGAACAAGUUGAUCAAACAGCCAUUGAUGAUGAAACCAUACUUAUCGUUCCUUCACCACAUGGCUUUAUCCAGGCAUCUGAUGUUAUAGAUACUGAAUCUGUCUUGCCUUUGACAACACUAACAGAUCCCAUACUCCAACAUCAUCGAGAAGAAUCAAAUAUCAUUGGAUCAUCUUUGGGCAGUCCUGUUUCAGAAGACUCAAAGGAUGUUGAGGAUUUGGUCAACUGUCAUUAGGUAAUUCUUAAGAGACAGGUAGCUUAGGCAGAGAAGCCACACUGUUAAUUACAACAUCUCCAAAGAAAUAGGAGCAACUCCCAAGAGGCUUAAUUCACCAUUCCUUUGGCUUUUAAAUAACUACAGUGCUUAAGCCACAUACAUGUUGCUGCUAUGACUAUUUACCGCCUUUAAAUAUACCAUCUGAGGUCAGUCUUAGGACAGUGUGUAGAUGAACUGAGUAUGGAGGUCUUAACUGCGUAGAUCCCUGUGAUUGGUGUUAAUUGUCAGCAGGGAAUUUCAUUCACUUUCAGCUACUGAGAAAAGUUUACAAUCACCAAAGCUUAUCUACUUCGUUUUACAAAGCAGUCAUACUCAUCUCUAAAGAUCGGACAUGGCUCUAUCCAGUCUCAAGUAGGCCUGUUCGUAUUUCGGAGACAUCCCAUCAACAUGGUGUAGAGCUUAUCAGUGACGCUCAGAAAUGUCACGUACCCUUAGUUUGAAAGGUGCCCAGCAUCCCAUACAGAGACCUAGGAGGGCACUGUGUGGCCAUGACUGUUGGUUUACCCAUUGCUGGCAGUGGGAGCUGAUUCAGGCUGGGUACACAAAGAAGCAUUAUAAGAAUUAAGAACAUUCACUACAGGUUUUUUAUUACUUAUAAAGGGAAUAUGGAAGAGAAUAGCAACACAGCUCACCAGAAGCUAGAGUCUUCACCCCUUCAGAACCCACUGUUGUCAGUUUACAAAGUUAGCACUUUGAAGUAAAAUUAAAUGGGAAGGAAGUACGGUUGCCUACCCUAUACUCCGACUCACAUGUUUUGCUAUACAAAUUACCCAGGAAAUCGUUGAGGAAGGUAUGAGUCUGCCCUUCACUUUAGUGCAUCAGCUGGUGGGGUGUGACAUAACUUCUCCCUCUCAGGCAAUUUAAAAAAACAAAAUUUGCUUCUGUUAUAAAAGGAAAGAAAUCAAGAGUCAUUCAUGUAUUUACAGAGAAGGUGAAGCCAAAAUUAGCCUCUAGGGCUUUAAUGAACAUGACCCCUAUAAAAAAGUCACAAAAAAAAAAAAAAACCUUGUAUAAAUUAUUUUAUUUAUUAUUGUAAUUAGAUCUUCACAAUCAAAGUUGUCUUUUCACCGUCUGUGUUUUGUUAAUGUGAAAUUGUAGUUAUAAGCAAAAGUUGGUUGCCUAGGGAACAAUAAUUGUAUAUUCAGUUUAACAGAAAUAAAAGAAUAUUUGUCUUAAAAUG
Leptonychotes weddellii (Weddell seal) is the source of this 3830-nucleotide messenger RNA. It is a transcript of the gene DMTF1, whose product is annotated as cyclin D binding myb like transcription factor 1. Gene Ontology annotation, molecular function: DNA-binding transcription factor activity, RNA polymerase II-specific; RNA polymerase II cis-regulatory region sequence-specific DNA binding. Gene Ontology annotation, cellular component: nucleus. Gene Ontology annotation, biological process: regulation of transcription by RNA polymerase II. The record is from RefSeq and is a predicted model, not a curated record. NCBI's taxonomy places the organism in Eukaryota, Metazoa, Chordata, Mammalia, Carnivora, Phocidae.